AUCGAUAAGUCCCCAAAGCGCGGGAAAUUCGAACGGAAAAUGUUCAAUUUCAACAUCGGCGUCCUGGGGCACGUGGAUUCGGGAAAGACGUCGCUCUCGAAGGCCCUCAGCGAAAUUGCGAGCACCGCCGCAUUUGAUAAAAAUCCGCAAUCCCAGGAAAGGGGAAUUACUUUGGAUUUGGGCUUCAGUUCGUUCACAAUCGAAGCUCCUGGACACAUCCAAAGUGUUCGGCCUGAUGUGGAGAGAAUCCAAUGCACGUUGGUCGACUGCCCUGGUCAUGCCAGUUUAAUUCGCACAAUUAUCGGUGGUGCCCAAAUAAUUGAUCUGAUUUUGCUGGUGGUGGAUGUUACUAAAGGUAUUCAAACUCAGACCGCCGAGUGUUUGGUAAUUGGGGAGAUCACUUGCAAGCACCUGAUUGUCGUGUUAAGUAAAAUCGAUUUGUUGGAAGAAAGCAAAAGGGCGGCAAAUAUUGAAAAGAUGACAAAGAAGCUGAAGGUAGUACUGAAAACGACAACUUUUGCGAAUUCUCCAAUUGUAGCAACUUCCUGUUCAAAGCACUCCGAUUCUUUCGGAAUUGCAGACCUGUUAAAUAAAAUAUCAGAAACCAUUUUUAACCCAGUGCGCAGCGUAAAUGACCCAUUUCUCUUUGCGAUCGACCAUUGCUUCGCAAUUAAAGGAAAGGGUACGGUUUUGACGGGAACGGUACUACAAGGAUCAAUCAAAGUCGAUGAUGUGAUUGAACUACCAGGGUUAAGCGCAAGCAAAAAGGUGAAAUCCAUGCAAAUGUUCAAACAGUCCGUUACUGCGGCGACUGCCGGAGAUCGCUUGGGUAUUUGCGUUACCCAGUUCGAUCCCAAAUUGAUAGAACGUGGAAUUGCGUGUGCGCCUGGCGUAGCAAAUUUUGCAUAUUGCGCCGUUAUUUCGGUUAACAAAAUUAGAUAUUUUAAAGGAGAAGUUAGCAGUAAAGCCAAAUUUCACAUCACGAUUGGAUACGAAACGGUUUUGGCCACUAUCACUUCAUUUAGUUCCAGGGGAAACUUCAGCUUCGAAGAUCAAUUUCAGUACAACGAAGUGUUGGGUGGGGAAGAGGACGGUGUGCAACAACAGUAUUUGCUGUUGCAAUUCGAAAGACCCGUGCUGGUUGUUGAUGGCUGCAAAGUUAUCGGUUCAAAAUUGGACAUGGAUGCUCACGGAUCUAACUGUCGAAUCGCGUUUUGGGGCGUACUUCUGUCUUAUUCUCAUCACAAGGAUUAUAAAGAAAAUUACUUGAGCAACUUGAAAAUUUACAAACAGAAAACGAAAACGGGAACCGUUGAACGACUUGUAAACAUUAACACUGUCAUUGUAAAAAAUUUAUUUAAAAAGGAGACCGAUUUGUCAUAUUUUGUUAAUUUAAGGGUGACGCUGUCUACAGGUGAAGUAGGGGUAAUAGAGAGUUCAUUUGGACAAAGUGGUAAGGUAAAAGUUCAUAUUCCCGAUGGGUUAAAAGACGACAGCCAAACUCUGUUGAAGCGCAAUUCUAGUAGUACAUCUGAAAAGACGGUAAUUACGGUUACAUUGAUGUUCAGAAAAUUUAUUUUUAAUGCUAAAUGUAAGAAUUUACAAUAAAAUGAUUUUUUAA
Molecule: messenger RNA, 1621 nt
Organism: Photinus pyralis (common eastern firefly)
Lineage: Eukaryota; Metazoa; Arthropoda; Insecta; Coleoptera; Lampyridae
Gene: eEFSec
Product: selenocysteine-specific elongation factor
Exons: 3
Coding region: 40-1608 (522 amino acids)
Biological process (GO): selenocysteine incorporation
Molecular function (GO): GTPase activity; translation elongation factor activity; GTP binding
Source: RefSeq, a predicted model, not a curated record